AUGGCUCGUGAAAUGCACAACACCAAACUCAAGGUCAUGGAAAAAAGGGGUGUUUUGCUGACCUAUUUUCGCGAAACUGGCAUUCAUAAAAUCAAAGCAGUGUGCAAGUACAUUGAGGAUUUGGUGGAAGGCGACCAGAAGUUCCUCUGUUUUGCACACCACCAGGUAGUCUUAGAUAGCAUCUGUGACCUGCUUACCAGGAAGAACUGCAGUCAUAUACGCAUUGAUGGCAAGACAUCGUCCGAGGUGCGCAAGCAAUUAUGUGACAAGUUCCAGUACAAUGACAUGUGCAAAGUUGCAGUGUUGAGCAUCACUGCUGCAAAUGCAGGCAUAACACUGAGUUCUGCAUGCUUGGUCAUCUUUGCAGAACUGUUUUGGAAUCCAGGCAUACUCACUCAGGCAGAGGACAGGGUGCAUCGAAUAGGACAGCAGAACUGUGUUGUGAUUCAGUACCUUGUGGCAAAGGGAACUGCUGAUGACUACAUCUGGCCACUUGUGUGCAACAAGCUAGACACUCUGGGAAAAGCUGGACUGAGCAAGGACAGCUUUUAUGAUGUAGAUUUAAAGAUAUCUGCUGACCAAAAGCAGCCAACCUUAGAAGAUUUUUUUAGGGAAGACGAGUUGUGGACUGAUCUUAUUGAUGAAGAUGGCAGUGGUGAUUGCACACAUGUAAAAAAAGCAAAGCUUCAGUAG
This is a messenger RNA of Dermacentor silvarum, 693 nucleotides long. RefSeq names its product SWI/SNF-related matrix-associated actin-dependent regulator of chromatin subfamily A-like protein 1 (gene Marcal1). The coding region runs from base 1 to 693 and encodes 230 amino acids. Gene Ontology annotation, cellular component: nuclear replication fork. Lineage: Eukaryota; Metazoa; Arthropoda; Arachnida; Ixodida; Ixodidae. Gene Ontology annotation, biological process: replication fork processing; DNA repair. The transcript has a single exon. The record is from RefSeq and is a predicted model, not a curated record.